Molecule: messenger RNA, 2687 nt
Organism: Quercus robur (English oak)
Lineage: Eukaryota; Viridiplantae; Streptophyta; Magnoliopsida; Fagales; Fagaceae
Product: kinesin-like protein KIN-14N
Exons: 17
Coding region: 121-2511 (796 amino acids)
Biological process (GO): microtubule-based movement
Molecular function (GO): microtubule binding; ATP binding; microtubule motor activity
Source: RefSeq, a predicted model, not a curated record
GCAACGGCUCUGAUACACUGUUAGCUUUCAUUGCAAUUCAUGGUCCCACUCUAAACCUUACAAACACACAUACACACACUCUCUCUCUUUCUCUGUCUUUGUGCUUAUUAUUCAAACAAUAUGGCCUCGGAGAACCAGAACAAGCGUCCAUUUCCACACAACAACAACAACCCCACAACAAGGGCCUCACCCACAUGCCCUUCUUCAACUAAGAAGUGUAUUGGUGAUGAAAAAAUGGUUGGAACGGCAAAUAAUGGGAGGUUCAGGCAAGCCUUUUCGGUUGUAAAUGGCGGUCAAGAUCUCGGCCCCAAUAGCGCUCCGGCCAGCAAUGCUGGCUCGGAGUGUGGAGGGAUUGAGUUUACUAGAGAAGAUGUUGAAGCUUUGCUGAAUGAGAAACCCAAAAGGAAGGACAGGUUCAAUCUUAAGGAAAGAUGUGAUAAUAUGGUGGAGUAUAUCAAGAGGCUAAAGUUAUGCAUCAAAUGGUUCCAAGAGCUUGAGGGAAGCUACUUAUUAGAGCAAGAGAAGUUGCAGAAUACGUUGGAUUCAGCUGAGCAGAAAUGCAACGAAAUUGAGGUACUAAUGAAAAACAAGGAAGAAGAAUUGAAUUCAAUUAUCAUGGAGCUAAGAAGGAAUUACACUUCUUUACAAGAGAAAUUUACGAAGGAAGAAUCGGAUAAGUUGGCUGCAAUGGACUGUCUUACAAGGGAGAAAGAGGCUAGACUGAAUAUUGAGCGAUCACAAGCUUCUCUAUCAGAAGAGCUUGCCAGAGCUCAACGAGAUCUUUUAAGUGCUAAUCAGAAGAUAUCAUCACUUAAUGAUAUGUACAAGCGAUUACAGGAAUACAACACAAGCUUGCAGCAAUACAAUGGUAAACUUCACACAGACCUUUCUACGGUUGAGGAUGAGCUUAAGCGCAUAGAAAAAGAUAAGGCUACCAUGGUUGAAAACCUCAGCAUGUUAAGGGGUCAACUUACUAUGUCCAGAGCUUCUCAAGAUGAGGCUAUAAAGCAAAAGGAUGCUUUGGUGAAUGAAGCUGCUUGUCUUCGGGCAGAGCUAUACCAAGUGAGAGAUGAUCGUGAUCGGCUACAAUCAGAAGCACAGGCUCUUACAACUGAUAUGGUGAAAUAUAAGGAGUCCUCAGAAAAAUACGGUGCUGAGUUGGACAUCCUGACAACAAGAACAAGUGAACUAGAGGCAACUUGUUCGUCACAAAAUAACCAAUUAAAGAUACUACAUACUCAACUAGCGACUGCAGAGGAGAAAUUGCAGCUUUCUGAUUCAUCUGCAUUGGAGACGAGAACUGAAUAUGAAGGGCAAAAGAAACUUAUAAAUGAGUUACAAACUCGCCUAGCAGAUGCAGAAUUCAAACUUGUGGAAGGAGAGAUGCUACGCAAAAAAUUACAUAAUACCAUCUUGGAACUAAAAGGGAAUAUACGAGUAUUCUGUAGAGUGCGGCCUCUUUUGCCCGAUGAUGGUAUUAGCACAGAAGGAAAAGUUAUCACUUAUCCCACAUCAACUGAAAUUCUUGGACGGGGAAUUGACGUAGGGCAAAAUGGGCAAAAACAUUCUUUCACAUUUGACCAGGUUUUCAUGCCUGAUGCAACACAAGAUGAUGUUUUUGUAGAAAUCUCACAGCUUGUACAAAGUGCUCUCGAUGGGUAUAAGGUUUGCAUUUUCGCAUAUGGUCAAACAGGUUCUGGUAAAACGUAUACCAUGAUGGGUAGGCCAGGACAUCCUGAGCAAAAAGGUUUAAUACCUCGUUCCCUAGAACAAAUAUUUCAAACUAGGCAAGCUCUUAAAGCUCAAGGUUGGAGAUAUGAAAUGCAGGUGUCUAUGUUGGAAAUAUACAAUGAAACAAUUCGUGAUUUGUUAUCAACCAAUCGAUCAUCUUCAACAGACAAUGGGGUUGCUGGAAAGCAGUAUGCAAUUAAACAUGACGGGAAUGGAAACACACACGUCUCUGAUCUUACAAUUUUGGAUGUCCGCAGUGCUAAAGAGGUCUCAUUUCUUUUAGAUCAGGCUGAACAGAGCAGGUCUGUAGGCAAGACCCAGAUGAAUGAGCAAUCAUCGAGAAGUCAUUUUGUUUUCACCCUACGAAUAUUUGGUAUUAAUGAGAGCACUGAACAACAAGUACAAGGAGUUCUGAAUCUUAUUGAUCUUGCUGGGAGUGAGCGCCUUUCUAAGAGCGGAUCAACUGGGGAUCGAUUGAAAGAAACCCAAGCCAUUAAUAAAAGUUUAUCAUCCCUAAGUGAUGUUAUAUUUGCAUUGGCAAAGAAGGAGGACCACAUACCCUUUAGAAACUCGAAGCUUACAUAUCUUCUUCAGCCUUGCUUAGGUGGGGACUCGAAGACAUUGAUGUUCGUAAACAUAUCUCCUGAUCCCUCCUCAGUUGGGGAGUCACUUUGUUCACUCCGUUUCGCAGCCCGGGUAAAUGCUUGUGAAAUUGGGAUUCCCCGGCGUCAAACCAGCAACAAUGUGCGCCCUUCAGAUUCUCGCCUAAGCUAUGGCUGAUCUUUUGAUAGAUUAAUAAUUCCUUUUCUUUUAUGAGGCAACCAAGUUUCCUGUAUCUGCAUUACUUGUAUCAAAAUUUGAAAUGAGUGAUUCUAACAUAGGUCUAUAUUUUGUAUAGCAAAAAAAAAAAAAAAAUAUUGAGUUUGUAUUAAUUAAAGAAUGUGCGUUUCUGAUUA